Molecule: messenger RNA, 768 nt
Organism: Trichomycterus rosablanca
Lineage: Eukaryota; Metazoa; Chordata; Actinopteri; Siluriformes; Trichomycteridae
Product: epidermal differentiation-specific protein-like
Exons: 1
Coding region: 1-513 (170 amino acids)
Biological process (GO): lens development in camera-type eye; visual perception
Molecular function (GO): structural constituent of eye lens
Source: RefSeq, a predicted model, not a curated record
AUGAGCAAGAUCAUCGUCUAUGAGCAUUUUAACUUUCAAGGCAGGAGCAAAGAGUUUACGUCUGAUGCCCCUGACUUAAUUGCAGAGGGUUUUAAUGACAACAUUUCCUCUAUAAAGGUGAUCGGAAAUCCAUGGCUGGCAUACACAGAUUGCUUUUUCAAAGGUGAGCAGUACAUCUAUGAGGAAGGAGAAUAUCCUGCCGUGGAAAUAAAUGAUUCUAUUUCAUCACUGCAGUUGGUCAGAGGUGACCUGACAGAUCCUCAGAUCACUCUGUAUGAAUAUCCACGUUAUGGAGGCAGGAGUGUUGUCCUCACCACUGAGACCAACUUGAGUCCCUUCAACUUCAAUGAUACAGCAUGUUCUCACAAGGUGCAGAGAGGGUUAUGGAUCCUCUAUGAAAAAGAGAACCGAGGAGGUGUGAAGAUGACUGCCAAAGCUGGUGAAAAUGCUGAAAUAUAUGAAUGGUGGUACAAGAAAGUGAGCUAUGUGCGUCCUCUCAAGGCAGGAAAAUAAGAAGAAUGGAGGUGAAGAAUGGAGGUUCCAGUCAAGAGUUCUGGGAGUGCAGGUGCCAAACGGGGACUCAAUCAUCGCUGAGUACUUGUUAAAUUUCAUGAUCCAGUCUCUGUAAAGUUAAAAUAAUCUGCAAAUGUGAAUGAAAAAGGAAUUUUAAUGAAUAUACAGUACAGGCCAAAAGUUUGGACACACCUUCUCAUUCCUGUGGUUUCUCUUAAUUUUUUUAAAUUUUCUACAUUGUAGAUUAAUACUAAA